AUGCCCCGGCCAGUACUCCCCAUUGAGGACCUCCCAGCUUGGGCGCACCUAAACGGCGUCUCAUUCAACAAUAUUAAGGUCACUAGCAUCGAGGCAAAGGGUUAUGGCGUAGUCAGCGAUACAGGUUUGAGGGCAGUGGACAUAAGUCCUGAAACUCAGGCCUUGCUUGCUGUGCCACACGACCUCGUCCUGAAUGCCGCGGCCGUGGACGAGUAUGCAAAGGAGGACAGAAAUUUCAGACAGCUGCUAGACGCCGUUGGACAUCGUUCCGGACGCGCAGACGUCCUGCUGUUCCUCCUUGUUCAAACAGCCCUGGCUUCGCGAUCUGGUCACUCCUCGAUGGGCGUCUCAAACCCGUGGAUGGAGUAUAUCCAGUUCCUGCCCGAGACUGUUUUAGUGCCGACACUGUGGACCGAGGAUGAGAAGUUCUUGCUUCAAGGGACCUCUCUCGAGGCGGCUGUCAAUGCCAAAAUCUCAGCCCUGGAUGCCGAGUUUGCUGUUGUGAGGGAGAAAUCGUCCGAUAUCCUCUGUUGGCGAGAGCUGCUGUGGGACGGUGGCUCGGUGUCCUUCACGGAUUGGAUCCGCCUCGACGCUCUGUAUCGGUCCCGAUGCCUGGAGCUGCCAAGAUCCGGGGAAUGCAUGGUCCCUUGCAUUGACAUGAUCAAUCAUUCGGCUACACCCUCAGCAUACUAUGAAGAAAACUCCAGAGACGAGGUGCUCCUGCUGCUCAGACCAGGAGUCGGCAUCUCCAAAGGCGAUGAGAUCACCAUCAGCUACGGCAACGACAAGUCCGCUGCAGAGAUGCUGUUCAGCUACGGUUUCAUCGAUCCUCAGCUGACCACCGAUAAACUUGUCCUGCCCCUGAGCCCGUUCCCAGACGACCCCUUAGCCAAGGCGAAGCUUGUCGCCUUUGGUCAGGCGCCCCAGAUCCAUGUCGCUCGGGAGGAUGACGGGUCCAUCCGAUGGCAGAGCGAAUUCGCGUAUCUCAUGUGCGUCAACGAGGAGGACGGGAUAGACUUUCGCGUCCUGCAGGACAACGAUGGGGGUCGGCAGCUGCGCGUGUUCUGGCAGGACGAGGAUGUCACAGACCGAGCGGCCGGCUUUGAGGCCCUCAUACGGUACCAUCCGCUUGCUGCGGUCCUGCAAUUACGCGUCGUCACGGUCGUCCAAGAGCAGCUCCAAACUCAGCUGGAAGGGCUGCGGUCUAGCACGUUCCCUGAGCGGGCUGAUCCCAUGCAGAGAGGGGAUUGUUUCAAGGCAGCAUCGCUCCUCCGCCAGGUCGAAGCGAAGAUUCUCGAAAGCGCUAUUGAAGCCCUAGAAGUAGAGAGGAGCACGCUACUGAAGGACAGGAACGUGGUGGCUUAUCUCGGACUGAUGGAACAUGCCGAAUUGGAUUUAGCUGACGAAGAAGCGUCCAAUGAGGCCGACGACUUCAGUUGA
Molecule: messenger RNA, 1440 nt
Organism: Chaetomium strumarium
Lineage: Eukaryota; Fungi; Ascomycota; Sordariomycetes; Sordariales; Chaetomiaceae
Exons: 3
Coding region: 1-1440 (479 amino acids)
Biological process (GO): peptidyl-lysine monomethylation
Molecular function (GO): protein-lysine N-methyltransferase activity; protein binding
Source: RefSeq, a predicted model, not a curated record